Molecule: messenger RNA, 6448 nt
Organism: Sus scrofa (pig)
Lineage: Eukaryota; Metazoa; Chordata; Mammalia; Artiodactyla; Suidae
Source: RefSeq, a predicted model, not a curated record
AGCCCGAACGAGCGUUUGCAUCGAUCGCGAGCUCCUAGCGAUUGCUUCUGUCUGUACUGUUAGUAUGGCGUCCGCGAGAAAGCGGAGAGGCGGCGGGAACUCGGGUCGGGUCUCGCUCUGUGCUGACAGCAACCUCGCUCUGUACUGACAGCAACCCAGGGCCGAGUGGGCUAUGGGGGAGCCCGGCUCCCUGGUCACGGGAGGCCGCGCCGGUGACCGGAGCUGGUGCUUGCGGCGGGUGGGGAUGAACGCCGAGUGGCUGCUGCUGGAGGACGGAAAAGAGGUGACUGUAGGUCGAGGAUUUGGUGUCACAUACCAGUUGGUUUCAAAAAUUUGCCCUCUGAUGAUUUCCCGAAACCACUGUGUCUUGAAGCAGAAUGCCGAGGGCCAGUGGACAAUUACGGACAACAAGAGUCUGAAUGGUGUUUGGCUGAACAGAGAACGUCUAGAACCUUUAAAGGUCUAUUCUAUCCAUGAGGGAGACCACAUCCAGCUUGGGGUGCCUCUGGAAAAUAAGGAGAAUGCGGAGUAUGAAUAUGAAGUUACCGAAGACGACUGGGAGAGGGUUUAUCCUUGUCUGUCCCUAAAGAGUGACCAAAUGAUGGAAAAGAAUAAGGGCUUGAGAACUAAAAGGAAGUUUAAUUUGGAUGAGUUAGAGGGUUCUGGAGCUGAAGGCCCCUCAACUUUGAAAUCCAAAAUAAGUAAAGUGUCUUGUGAACCUGGUCAACCAGUGAAGUCACAUGAGAAAGGUAAAGUGGCUGGUCAGCUCAAUGAAUAUUUGGAUCCUAAGUUGACUUGUCUUCAGCCAAGUGGGAAGGCCCUGGGGGCUCAUGUUUAUCCAGUCCCUGCAAAAGUCGUAGAGCUUCAGCACAGGAAGCAGAAAGCCUCAAACCCUUCAGCAUCUCAGAGCAGCUUAGAGCUGUUUAAGGUCACCAUGUCCAGGAUUCUAAAGCUGAAAACACAGAUGCAGGAAAAACAGAUCGCUGUUCUGAAUGUGAAAAAACAAACCCAAAAGGGAAACUCAAAGAAAAUUGUGAAAAUGGAGCAGGAACUGCACGAUUUACAGUCCCAGCUGUGUGCAGAGCAGGCCCAGCAGCAGGCCAGAGUGGAGCAGCUGGAGAAGACUUUCCAGGAAGAGCAGCAGCACCUGCAGGGUUUGGAGAAAGAGCAAGGAGAAGAGGACCUGAAGCAACAGCUGGCCCAGGCCCUGCAGGAGCAUCGGGCUCUGAUGGAAGAGCUAAACCGCAGCAGGAAGGACUUUGAAGCAAUCAUUCAAGCCAAGAACAAAGAGCUGGAGCAGACCAAGGAAGAGAAGGAGAAGGUGCAAGCACAGAAGGAGGAAGUUCUUAGCCACAUGAAUGACGUGCUAGAAAACGAGCUUCAGUGUAUUAUUUGCUCAGAAUACUUCAUUGAGGCUGUCACCUUGAACUGUGCCCAUAGUUUCUGCUCCUUCUGUAUCAAUGAGUGGAUGAAGCGGAAGGUAGAAUGCCCCAUUUGUCGGAAGGACAUCAAGUCCAAAACACACUCCCUGGUUCUGGACAAUUGCAUUAAUAAGAUGGUAGAUAAUCUGAGCUCAGAAGUGAAAGAACGACGAGUUGUUCUCAUCAAGGAACGAAAAGGUGCUUCCCACCAUCUGACUGUUGGGAACCCAUGUUCGUGUGUGUGAAGUUGAAGGUUUAAAAGCCACACUGCUAAGAACAAGAUCAUCUGCCUACUGCAUGCUUUCUCCUAGUCCUUCAGUAGAUAACAGCCACUUUGAGGAGGACCAGAAAUCUGAUGCUGAUGUGCAUAGCUGUGGGAUGGAACUGGCCUUCAGUUGGUCAGAGCGGAGGCAGCAAGCCUGUCCCAGGGCCAGGUGUUGAGUCUCUUAUGGCCCAAGGAAGACAUUCUGCCCUGGGGGAGGGUGGUGCGGCCCUCGGGUGGUUCUUUGAGACCAGGGGUUUUCUGCUUUCUGACAAGGAUGUGCCAUUUGACUUUGUUCCCAGUGUUGAGCCUCCAUAGGUUUUUUACCUCCCAGGAGCCACUUGAUUCUGUCAGAAUCCAUUGCUCUUCCUCUCCGCCUCCUGUCACUCAUGAGCAUUUGUAGGAACACUACACUACACAGUGGGACAAAGAGAGGAAAGUGAGUAUUGUCUCAGCUGUCACUGUCCAUGGAGGAGGCAGAAAAGCAAGUAGGUAGUAUGACAAGUUCCAUAACAGGGUGCUGGAAAACUGCAGAGGAGAGGACAUUCUGUUUGGUGUAGGGGUGGGAGAAAGCGUCUUGGAGAAAGUGCCAUUUGAACCACGUCCUAAAGAUUCCCUAGGGACACAGCAUUCCAGGCAGAGGAGUCAGCACAAGCAGAGCACAGAGGCCUGGGAGGCAGCGACCUGCUUGUUCUGGCCCCUCUUGUGGCUCAGAUAAGACAUGGUGUCUGCAUGUUGCCAGAGCAGCAUAAGACCAGCCAAGAUUUAGGAAGUGUCCACGGAGGUGUUGGGAAUACCUUCUGUUCUUCUCUCUUCCUUUUCUGAGAGGAACCCUGGGACCUCAGAUUUGAACAAGGUCAGCCUUUGAGCUGAAGUUUGCUGGGUCUGUGUUUGGGUGGGGUACCUUUAUAUUUUCUUUUUGUUGUCGUUGCUUUGGGGGGGGGCUUUUUUGUUAUUUUUGCUUUGUUUUGUUGAAGUUUAAUUGAUUUACCGUAUUAUAUUAGUUUCAGGUGUACUACAUAGUGAUUUGAUAUUUUUAUGCAUUACAGAAUGGUCACCAUAAUAAGUCUAGUUACCAUCUGUCACCAUACAAAGUUACUAUAAUACUACUGACUAUAUUCCCUAUGCUAUACAUUAUAUCCCUGUGACUUUACUUGUAAGUGACAAGUAUUUUUGUACCUUCUAAUCCCCUUCCCCUCUCUCACCCAUUCCCCCUUCCUUCUGGCAGACGACCGGCUUGUCCUUUGUAUUUAUGAGUCUAUUUCUGUUUUGUUAUAUUUAUUCAUUUGUUUUAUUUUUUAGAUUCCACAUAGAAGUGAAAUCAUAUGGUAGUUGUCUUUCACUUAGCCUAAUACCCUCUAGGUCCAUCCAUGUUGUUGCAGAUGUAAAGAUAUCAUUCUUUUCUAUGGCUGAGUAAUAUUCCCUUGUUUAUAUGUAGGACAUCUUUAUUCAUUCGUCUGUCAAUAAGCUGCUUCCAUAUCUUAGCUAUUAUCAAUAAUGUUGCAGUGAACAUUGAAGGUGCAUAUAUGUUUUUGAGUCAGUAUUUUCAUUUUCUUUGGAUAAAUACCCAGAAGUAGAAUUGCUGGGUUGUGUGUUAGCUUUGUUUUUAAUUUUCUGAGGAAACUCCAUACUGUUCUCUGAGGUGGUUGUACCAGUUUACAUUCCCACCAGCAGCACACAAGGGUUCCCUUUCAAAACUGCACACACUUGUAUAUGCUUUCUUCCCUCAGCCCACUGACUGGGUUUCUUCUAAGCAUGCUAGAUGGAGGCAGCCAUUGGAAAGGGAAAAAAGAGCCCCAUGUCCUAAUUCAUCUCUGACACCCCUCACACAGAGUUAAUACUGCAGAGUAAGUAAUAUCAAGCCCCUCUCUUCUCUCCAGAGCCUAAGGAGGGGGCCUUGCUGCCUUUCUGGUACCAUUAGGAGCUGACACAGUAAACCAGAUCCACUGGCUGAGAGCAGUUCUGGCACCAGUCUCGAGUUUCUGCAAUUAUCACAGCGAGUGCAGCUUUGAGGUUUUCUCCAGAGACAGACUGAAGGUUCUGAGGCCCAAUUUAGGGAAACAUGUGCCAGAGCCAUCAACAGCUUCGCUGGGCUGCAGUGUGGGGUUUAGAGAAAAUUCUCAGUUCAAAAUACCAACCUUCUUUGCCAGCUGAAAGCUGGUUUAAUCCCCAGUGUAUGGGAAUUUUUUAAAGGACCAAAUGUAGGAUCUGUAAACUAGAAUUGGCAAGCCCACAACUGUCGCAGUUCUGACACAGGCAGGACCACUUUCCUCGUGGGCAGGGGUUGCUCUUAUCACAAGUUCAGAGAGGGGGUCCUGCUGUCAGUGGCAGCAGAACCUCUAAGCCCACCAAGCACAGCCCCACUCCAGGCGCCCUGGCUGGCUGUUGUCUUGACAGCCCAUCUCGCUCAGGACUGACUGGCCACGGAUCCUUUGUAAAGUCUGUGAAGCCAGAUUAGCUGGAGGAGAGCGUGAGGGUGUCCUGGAGGUGAUAACAGGUGUCCAGUCAGUGCUUGUCGCAGGAGUCGUUGUGGCUCUCCAGGAUAUUGGCGUGAGGUUUUGCUGAAGGGAAGCCCCCUUUGGACAGCUCUGCCCAGAGUCUCCCCUUGGAGCUGGUGAGGUGCUGGCACGGAGUCCUCUGUAGCCGCUCUCCCUUCCCCGUUUGUUCUGCUCUCAUUAAGUGUUAGUUGCUUGACAAGAAUGUUCACAUUCUCACUUUAAGCUUUUGCUAGCAGUUUCUCUGGGUUGUUCUCAGAAAGAAGAAAGCAGAUUAUCUGGAAAUAAAAUCUUGUUGGUCCUUUAGAACAGUGAUUAUCAGUCCAGGGGCUUUUUCAAACCACUCCACAGCACCAUCGAUACCAUAAUAUUUGUCAAAGAGAGUAGCCCUCAGCAAGGUUGGUAGGGGGUGGGGUGUCCACAUAUAUGCCCUCAAAUACUAUGUACCACUGGUCUGUUUAUUUAUUGCUUUUUAGGGCUGCAGGUGCGGCAUAUGAAAGUUCCUAGGCUAGAGUUCGAAUUGGAGCUACAGCUGCCAGCCUACACCACAGCCACAGCAACACCUGAUCUAAACCACAUCUGCAACCUAUGCUACAGCUCAUGGCAGUGCUGGAUCCUUAACCAUCUGAGCGAAGCCAGGGAUCGAACCCACAUCCUCAGGUGCUGAGUUGUAGCGGGAACUCCUCUUUAUAAUUUUUUAAGGGGUUCCUGUCAUGGCUCAGCAGUUAAUGAACCCGACUAGUAUCCAUGAGGAUUCUAGUUCGAUCCCUGGCCUGGUUAAGGAUCUGGCAUUGCUGUGGCUGUGGUAUAGGCUGGCGGCUACAGCUCCAAUUCAACCCCUAGCCUGGGAACCUACAUGUGCCGUGGGUAUGGCCCUAAAAAGACCAAAAAAAAAUUUUAAUUUUUGAGUUAAAAAUUCAUCCUUUGCAAAAUUUUCAUGGGAUUAAAAGUAGUAGACUUGGAGUUCCUGUCGUGGCGCAGUGGUUAACGAAUCCGACUAGGAACCAUGAGGUUGCGGGUUCGGUCCCCGCCCUUGCUCAGUGGGUUAACAAUCCGGCGUUGCCGGGAGCUGUGGUGUAGGUUGCAGACGCGGCUCGGAUGCUUCGUUGCUGUGGCUCUGGCGUAGGCCGGUGGCUACAGCUCCGAUUGGACCCCUAGCCUGGGAACCUCCAUAUGCCGCCGGAGCGGCCCAGGAAAUAGCAACAACGACAACAAAAAAGAUAAAAGACAAAAAAAAAAAAAAAAAGUAGUAGACUUGUUAAUAGAGCUUUUUCUCUUAUUUCUCCAUCACUAACCCCACCCCCAUUUUUGCCUUUCUCUUUUUCCUUUCCUUCUGUUCUUUUGUCACUUACUGUUCUUCCUUGCCAUGUCCCUUGCUGGGCAUUUCCCCUGUAACCCUUAUUGUCAUCCCAGAAUGUUCAGUUGGAAAUGACAAGGACAGCAUAGGAACCAUUCACCCAGACAGGGAUGGGACGGUGAUCUGAGUAGAAGUAAGCUGUGGGAGUAAUUGCAGCAAUGAAGUAGCAAUCCAAGAAGCUCUGGAACCUCAUGUUUCCUGUUGACCCUGUGGUCUUUGGGAUUUUGGAAAGGUCCUUUCAUCAGAAGGUAGGAAGCCUGCUCCUGGCUUUAGUUCUCUGGGGUGCAGUGUCUCCUCCCUUUGCACCAAAAGCUGCUGCCUCCCUACAGGCAUCUGGAAAAGCUUUCACAGCUUAAAAGAGUGUCCUUCCUAGAUGCAGUUAAUGAUCCUGAGUGCACCCGAUGCAUGGGCGGCUGAGUGCGAGGGAACCGUGCAUGCCAGAGGGAGGAGACGCAAGCUGACCUUGAUACCUGGCCCUGAGUCAGGGACUCUGGAGAGCCCCACCGCCCUGUCCUAAAGAGGAAGACGGUACUUGUUGGCCCAGGCUUGGCCACCAGGCUGGGGAGCGGGGCCUGGAGGGGAACAUGAGCACACACCAGAGCUUCAGAAGGACAAGUGUGAGCAGUCCUUGUCAUCCCUGAGAGUCCAGCAGGAGGGGCUUCAGAUUAUUAUUUGUUCUUUUCACAGCACAGGCGUCUCCUCCCUCUGGCAUGCAUGGUUCCCUCGCAGUCAGCCACCCAUGCAUCGGGUGCACUCAGGAUCAUUAACUGCAUCUAGGAAGGACACUCUUAGGCUGUGAAAGCUUUUCCAGGUGCCUGGAACCCAGCACUCUUCACUUGACCCUUGACCUUUACCUAGCACCUGAGCACAGAUGAGAAUUUGUCUUUCUUUUUUUUUUUUUUUUGUCUUUUGU